AUGUUAACAAGUAAGUCGAGAAUGCCGACAGAUCCUGGCCGCCACAAGCAACCUAACCAUUGCGUGCAGAGAGCCUUGCCCUCCUUGUGGUUCAGAAGUGGUUUUGCUAGGCGAGGAGCAGAAGUGGUUCUGAUCGGUCUAACGUGCAGUGUCAUCGUUAAACAAAAACAGGCCUCUUGGAGGUCGGCGAUUCUUCUGCACUCUCUGGAGAGUGGUGGUAACUGGUGCCACUUCUUCGGGACAGGAAAGUACUGGCGCUCUCCCGUUGCCGUUCUGGCGCCUCCGUUGCUUCCUCACAAAAAUAAGUGUUGA
Molecule: messenger RNA, 312 nt
Organism: Arctia plantaginis
Lineage: Eukaryota; Metazoa; Arthropoda; Insecta; Lepidoptera; Erebidae
Source: the annotation of a GenBank genome assembly